GACUUCAUUAUGGCGUGUUCCGAUAAGUACUAUAUUUAUCAUGGACUUUUGCUGCCAAGUAUUGCACACUCCAAUGAGAGCUUGAAAUAUAUGGAGAAGUUUCAAGUUCAAGAUAAUGACAUCUUUGCCAUCACGUAUCCCAAAUCCGGAACUACAUGGAUGCAAGAGAUUCUCCCCUUAAUUCUUAAUGGAGGGGAUCUUACCCCUGUGCAAACUAUCCCAAACUGGGACAGAGUUCCCUGGCUUGAAGAGACACGUGCAGCCUUAGUCAUGGACAAAAUCCCUGCACCUCGAACUAUGGUUUCCCACAUGCCUUACCAUCUAAUGCCUGCUUCCUUCUUCUCCUCAAAAGCAAAGGCCAUAUAUGUUACUCGAAAUCCCAAAGAUGUGGUGGUGUCAUCAUUUCAUUUCCAUCAAAUGGCGAGUUUCUUGGAUGAUCCUGGAACGUUUGAUGAGUUUGUUGACAAGUUUCUUGCUGGAAAUGUUAUGUUUGGGAAGUGGACAGAUCAUGUGAAGAGCUGGAGAAAUACUGAUAUGGGGGACAGAAUUAUGUACAUCACCUAUGAAGAAAUGGUGCAGGACCUACAGGGGGCUGUGCAGCGCAUGUCUCAGUUCCUUGGUCGAGAGCUGAGUGCAGAGGCACUGGAGCGUGUGGCUAAUCACUGCUGUUUCAAAAACAUGAAGACAAAUCCCAUGUCCAACUACUCCCUUGUGCCGCAAGACAUCAUGGAUAGCAAGAAAUCAUCCUUUCUGAGAAAAGGAACUACUGGGGACUGGGAGAAUCAUUUCAGCCCUGAGCUUGAAGCCAAAUUCACAUCUACUAUAAGAGAGGAUAUGAAGGGAACCAACAUUAAGCUUUAUUGGGAUGAGGAAUGAAAAGGAAUUCUAUAAACGAUGUCACAAAUGUUGAAUGUUAUGAAGAGAUUGAUGAAAACAAAUAUUUAAUUCAGCUGUGAACCUGGUGUCAAGUUGGAUAUGAAAUCUCCAACAUGACUCUGAAACACUAUUUUAGAUUUGUCCUUUGUCCUGAAACACCCCUUACAUUACUUAUGUUGAAUGCAUCCUACAUCAUCAUCAUCAUCAUCAUCAUCAUCAUUAUCAUCAUAGCUGUCAUCAUCGUUGACAUUGUCAUCAUCGUUGU
Messenger RNA from Chanos chanos (milkfish), 1141 nucleotides. Its product is annotated as sulfotransferase 2B1-like. The record is from RefSeq and is a predicted model, not a curated record. The transcript has 7 exons. Gene Ontology annotation, molecular function: sulfotransferase activity. Lineage: Eukaryota; Metazoa; Chordata; Actinopteri; Gonorynchiformes; Chanidae. Bases 10 to 876 code for a protein of 288 amino acids.